AUGCAAAAAUUACUAGAUUCCCAGAGGCUUAAAGAAGCAGUGAAAGAUAGUUCUAUUUUUGCUGCCAGUGUUUAUGGGAGAAUUUUAGAGCUAAGUAUCCAGCACAGAUUUCAAAAUGCAGCAUUAGCAGGAUACCCAGUCAUCCUUAGUUUUUCAGAACCUGGUACUGGAGGGGAAUCCACAAAAAAUGACAAUGUCACUGCUGUAGAUUCUAAUCAUGAACCCAAGUGGAGCAAAUGA
Messenger RNA from Entrophospora sp. SA101, 240 nucleotides. NCBI's taxonomy places the organism in Eukaryota, Fungi, Glomeromycota, Glomeromycetes, Entrophosporales, Entrophosporaceae. The record is from the annotation of a GenBank genome assembly.